GUCGUUCAGAAAACAUUGAUCAUUGACAAUCAAACACAAAAGCAUUUAAAGUGCAUUAUCAUUUCCAAAUAUCUCCAUACAAAAUAACUCACUAUAGAAUAACUCCUCAGGCAAGUGGUGCCUUUACUUACAGAAAUCACACACAGUAGCCCAAACUAACCAGCCCCAGACCCAUCACCUGGCAACCGGGUUACAUAAGCCGUCCAAAGUUUAUGCCAAAACUACUUCGAACGAGUGCCUUUCCUGAGCUUCUUUUUGGUUUUUCUCCAUCGCAGCUCUAGGGUUAGGCUACACUUUCAUUUAAACGGAUGUUUUAUGUGACACAAGUUGUUUUAGAGCUCAGAGACAAACUCUACGUCUAAACGCGGUACGCUGUUAGGAUCUGAGGGUAAAGGGAAAGCAACAUGUUCCCACAGGUCCAACCAGCCUGACUACAGUGGUGAACAGGUAGAUUACAGGUGCCCUAAACAGCACUGUUUCCAGGAAGGGCACCUCCCCUGAAAUGCCCUACCCUCUUCAGAUUGGAAGAAAAAGCACUUCCUGGUCCCGCCCCUUUCACAGAUCUGACAGCAUAGGGAUUGGUCUAACCUCUGUGGUGAGAAGGACAAGAGAUGACGAUCCCAUCUACUGUAGAUCAGUGAGUAAAUGUUAGAUACAAUAAACUUGGCUUCAGUCACUGGUGUCACGUGUUUAUUUGCUUUGGAAGAAAAGAAAACUUACGAAGCAUAACCUAGCGCUGAGAGGUGAAACGAAGAUGGAUUCUGUAAAGUUCUCCUGCUGCAUCUGUCUGGAUCUGCUGAAGGAUCCGGUGACCAUUCCCUGUGGACACAGCUACUGCAUGAGCUGUAUUAAAGCCCACUGGGAUGGAGGAGAUCAGAGGAGGAUCUACAGCUGCCCGCAGUGCAGACAGACAUUCAGACCGCGGCCUGUUCUGGUGAAGAACACCAUGUUAGCAGAGUUAGUGGAGGAGCUGACGAAGACUGGACUCGGAGCUGCUCCAGCUGAUCUCUGCUAUGCUGGACCUGAAGAUGUGUCCUGUGAUGUCUGCUCUGGGAGGAAACUGAAAGCUGUCAAGUCCUGUCUGGUCUGUUUGGUUUCUUACUGUGAGGAACACCUCCAGCCUCAUCAUUGUGUUGCUCCAUUAAGGAGACACAAGCUGGUGGAUCCCUCUGAGAAGCUCCAGGAGAACAUCAGCUGUCGUCAUGAUGAAUUUAUGAAGAUGUUAAUGGAUGAAUUUGAAACUAUUUCAGUUACAGCAGAAAGAGCUGAGAAGCAGAAGGAGCUCCAGGCGAGGAGACAACAAAUCCAGCAGAGAAUCCAGGAGCGACAGAAAGACGUGGAGCUGCUUCAGCAGGAGGUGGAGGACAUCAAUGUCUCUGCUGAUAAAACAGUGGAGGACAGUGAGGAGACCUUCACUCAGCUGAUCCGUCUGAUGCAGGAAAGAAGCUCUGAUGUGAAGCAGCAGGUCAGAUCCCAGCAGGAAACUGAAGUGAGGCGAGUGAAGGAGCUUCAGGAGAAGCUGGAGCAGGAGAUCACUGAGCUGAAGAGGAAAGACGCCGAGCUGGAGCAGCUCUCACACACAGAGGAUCACAAGCAGUUUCUACACAACUACCCCUCAGUGUCAGCACUCAGUGGGUCUCCACACUCAUCCAGCAUCAGGGUUCGUCCUCGGAGACACUUUGAGGACGUGACAGCAGCUGUGUCAGCGCUCAGAGACGUUCUACAGGACGUGCUGAGGGACAGAGGGACAAACGUCUCACUGAGAGGGACUGCAGUGGAUGGUCUACUGCCAGAACCAGAACCAAAGACCAGAAGUGACUUUUUAAAACACCUACAAGAAAUUACAAUGGACCCGAACACCGCAUUUACCAGUCUGCUUUUAUCUGAUGGGAACAGAAAAGUAAAAGUAACGAACAAACAGAUUUAUCCCGAUCAUCCCGACAGAUUCACAUUUUACGAUCAGGUCCUGAGUGGAGAGAGUCUGACUGGACGCUGUUACUGGGAGGUGGAGUGGAGCGGGGACGCCAUUCAUCUAGCAGUUGCACACAAGAACAUCAGCAGAGACGGCACGUCAGACGAGUGUGCGUUUGGGUUCAACGACAAAUCUUGGGCAUUAAAAUGUUGCGGUAAUGGUUACUCAUUCUGCCACAACAACGUUAAAACUCCGGUCUCAGGUCCUGGUUCCUCCAGGAUCGGAGUGUAUCUGGAUCACGGAGCAGGAAUUCUGUGUUUCUACAGCGUCUCUGACACCAUGACUCUCCUCCACAGAGAGGAGACCACGUUCAUUCAGCCGCUACACGCUGGGGUUCGGUUCUUUGAUGAGGGAGACUCUGCUGAGUUCAGCGUUAUGAAAUAGAGACGUGGAACCAGCAGAGGGCCGGUUUACUACAGAUCACAUUAAAUACUACUCUGUUGUACAAGGAACAACAUUCUCAGUGACAGAAAUCAAUCUUAAGAUUUACGUUUUCAUGAUUAAAUGAGGGCUGUGCAGUGGUGCAGUGGUUAGAGCUGAUGCCUUGCAGCAAGAAGGUCCUGAGUUCGAUUCCCGGCCUGGGAUCUUUCUGCAUGGAGUUUGCAUGUUCUCCCUGCGCGCGUGGGUUCUCUCCGGGUUCUCCGGCUUCCUCCCACAGUCCAAAAACAUGACAGGUUGAUUGGUCUGUCUAAAUUGUCCUUAGGUGUGAGUGUGUGUGUGUGCAUGGUUGUUUGUCCUGUGUGUCUCUGUGUUGCCCUGCGAUGGACUGGCAUUCUGUCCAGGGUGUACCCCGCCUGAUUGCCCGUUGACCACUGGAGAUAGGCACCAGCCCCCCCGCGACCCUGCGGGUUCAGAAAAUGGAUGGAUGGAUGAUUAAGUGAUCUGAUACCAGAAAACUGGGUAGAUUUGUGGAGUCAUGAUUUAAACAUUAAAGAGUAACUAAGCUCCAAAAUAACAUUUUUUUUGCUUAUAAAUUGUAUAUUUGGGUCUUUAAAAUGCAAUAUUUCUUUUUCUGUGCAUUUUUUUUACAUGUUUGUGUAAACUUGAUUAAAUCUAGAUCUAAAACUGUCUUAGUGCUGCCCCCUGUGGGUUGAACUGUGGCUAUUGCAUUUUAAACUUGUGAUUGACUGGGGCUGGUACAAUUUCACGUCAUUGGUACAGUCUCCUCCCACUCCCCCCUCCCUCCCAGAAUGGGAAUUCCCCACUCUUGGCCAUGCCACUCUGCCUCCUGGCAACGCCCACUUUCAUGACAUUUUUCAAAUCUUGACUAGGGGUGGAGUUACAUUUUCUGAUGGUGUGCAGUCCCUUUUUAACUUAUAAACACAUUGUACAAAGAAAUAAGUAAACUUCAAAGUACAAAUUUUUAAAAAUUCAUAAGUGAAUAUGUGCCAAUUCAACUUUAAAAGAUUUUAACAUGUUUAUGUUCAGUUUGUCGUUAGGCUGAUUUUAUUCUUUCCAACAUAAAUCUUAAAUUCAGUUUUCUAGCCGCUACAAUAGUACUGCAAAACAGCAACAAAGCUACCUACGUGUCAUAAGAGCGAUUUCACUCAACUACAUUCUCAUAAAAAAUGUCAAUUACAGAAAAGUAUUCAGACAGUUGCUUCCAGGCUGUAUAGCACCUAGAACGACUUGUUUACCCUUUAAACCAAAACUUCCUCUACUGUGAUCUUUCUACAAAUGAUUAGCUUUAAUGAACAAAAGCGUGUUCAAACUGGAGGUUUUCUUAUUUGUGAACAAUUUCCGUCUUACAGAAAAUAAGACUUGAAACUCCUGUGAUGUUUACAUUUUUUAAAGGGUGGUGGAUAAAUUAAUCCACAAUGCAUCUCUUAAGCUUGUUAGUUUCAGUUUCCAGCAGUAGGAUAGUUCUGAUAAAUAUCAUCACUUCAGAUACCCUGUAAACUGUCAAUAAACUUAAUUAACG
Molecule: messenger RNA, 3893 nt
Organism: Nothobranchius furzeri (turquoise killifish)
Lineage: Eukaryota; Metazoa; Chordata; Actinopteri; Cyprinodontiformes; Nothobranchiidae
Product: tripartite motif-containing protein 16
Molecular function (GO): protein binding
Source: RefSeq, a predicted model, not a curated record